Molecule: messenger RNA, 1840 nt
Organism: Pyrus x bretschneideri (Chinese white pear)
Lineage: Eukaryota; Viridiplantae; Streptophyta; Magnoliopsida; Rosales; Rosaceae
Product: chaperone protein dnaJ 10-like
Exons: 10
Coding region: 157-1365 (402 amino acids)
Source: RefSeq, a predicted model, not a curated record
UGGGGACGUAGGAAGGGGAAUCUUCUUAUUCUCUUAUCCUCCUUUCUUCUUCUUCCACCUCUAUUUUUCUUCUCUUUUUUAUUUUUAUUUUUAUUUAUUUAUUUUUUAGCUCCUCCCUGCAAACUGCGAAGUGAAGAUUUUGACCGAUCGGACAAAAUGGUGAAGGAGACGGAGUACUACGACGUUCUCGGCGUCAGCCCGGCGGCGACCGAGGCGGAGAUCAAGAAAGCUUAUUACAUGAAGGCAAGGCAGGUUCAUCCAGAUAAAAACCCAAAUGAUCCACUUGCAGCACAAAAUUUUCAGGUUUUGGGAGAAGCUUACCAAGUGUUAAGCGACCCAAGCCAACGCCAAGCGUAUGAUGCUUAUGGAAAAUCAGGAAUUUCAACCGACGCAAUUAUUGAUCCUGCAGCGAUCUUUGCCAUGCUUUUUGGUAGUGAGCUCUUUGAGGAAUAUAUUGGACAGUUAGCCAUGGCAUCAAUGGCUUCCUUAGAUAUAUUCACAGAAGGGGAACAGUUUGAUGCGAAAAAGUUGCAAGAAAAAAUGCGGGUUGUUCAGAAGGAAAGAGAAGAAAAGCUCGCAGAAACACUAAAAAAUCGACUCAACCAAUAUGUGCAAGGCAACAAAGAGGAAUUUGUUAGUCAUGCUGAAGCUGAAGUUGCGAGGCUUUCCAAUGCAGCUUAUGGUGUUGAUAUGUUGAAUACAAUUGGCUACAUAUAUGCCAGACAAUCAGCAAAGGAGCUAGGCAAGAAAGCAAUGUAUUUGGGUGUGCCAUUUGUUGCAGAGUGGUUUAGAAAUAAGGGGCAUUUCAUUAAAUCUCAAGUAACAGCAGCAACAGGUGCAAUUGCUUUGAUCCAGCUGCAGGAAGACAUGAAAAAGCAGCUAAGUGCUGAAGGAAAUUACACAGAGGAAGAGCUCGAAGAAUACAUGCAAUCUCACAAGAAAGUGAUGAUUGAUUCCCUGUGGAAGCUUAAUGUGGCUGAUAUUGAGGCCACUCUUUCUCGUGUUUGUCAGAUGGUUCUUCAAGACAACAAUGCCAAGAAAGAGGAACUCCGUGCACGAGCAAAGGGGUUGAAAACUCUUGGCAAAAUCUUCCAGAGAACUAAAUCAACCGGUGGGAAUGAGGGUGAAACUCCACAAAAUAGUAGAGUUCAUAAACUGAAUGGAAGUGAAUUACGCUAUGAUCCCUCUUCUCCUAUAACAACACCAAAGUCCUUAAAGCCUGAAGAGCCAUCAUAUACUGCAUUCGAGCCGCAGAGCCCCUAUGUGGAAGCCCCCCAAAUUGCAGGAGCGCAGUUGGACUAUCACUUCCCAAGGCCAACUGCACCACCUGGUGCCCAGAGAAAUUCUUCCAUUGGCAGGGAUUAAGGAUGGAGAUUGGGUUUGCUCCUUCCCUUCCGUCUUGUAGUAAAAAAUUGUGACAUCUUUUGUAUCAAUAUUGUGACUGGUUUUGCGGGGAAGGUUAGCUGGAUGUGUAUGCUUGAAGCGGGUAAGGAUUGUGCUUGAAAGGACAACUCACCUCCAGCUGCGUAGGCCUCGCUCAUUCUUAUGGGGAAGACAGAUUUAUAUACGUAGGGAGGAAGAUAGAUUGUUGUGGAAGAUAAGAUUCCGUUGUCACCAGUUGGUUGGUAUAGUUUGUCUAGUUAUUUAUUCGUGUAUUUUUUGGGAGUGACGGAUUUAGUUUCGAAGGUUUGAAUUUUAGGCUCAGCCCUAUGUUUUUGUCGAUGUGAAGAUUCAUGUUGAUUUGCCUAGAUAACAAGCAAAUAUCAAGACUGUAAUGUACAUUCGUUCAUGGGGCCAUAUUAUGUGCUGAUGGAGUUUUUCUCUAUCCUUCUGUUGGUCA